AUGCCACAAACCACAUUCAGUUCAUUCACCUCCUCUUCGACCGCGUCCUACACCUCCAAAACGGGUGAGACCAAAACCUGGGGCCACCGCAACGCUCAGCAGUCCCAUCGCGACGCAGAGGGCAACACCUACGAACGUAGUCUGUCGCAAAACCUCGGCGAAGACCCCGUCUACGAAGAGCGCCAGUUUGACAGCCAGGGCCAUCAAAGGCUCGAAGACGGCGGAAACCACCAUGAUUUGAGGCACCAGCAGGGCCGGCGCAUUGAGGAUGUCAGCGGUGAAAAAUGA
Talaromyces rugulosus is the source of this 288-nucleotide messenger RNA. RefSeq lists its product as uncharacterized. The record is from RefSeq and is a predicted model, not a curated record. The transcript has a single exon. Bases 1 to 288 code for a protein of 95 amino acids. Lineage: Eukaryota; Fungi; Ascomycota; Eurotiomycetes; Eurotiales; Trichocomaceae.